This is a messenger RNA of Wickerhamiella sorbophila, 3042 nucleotides long. Its product is annotated as Serine/threonine-protein kinase STE20. Gene Ontology annotation, biological process: intracellular signal transduction; regulation of MAPK cascade; protein phosphorylation. The record is from RefSeq and is a predicted model, not a curated record. Gene Ontology annotation, cellular component: cytoplasm. The transcript has a single exon. Gene Ontology annotation, molecular function: protein serine/threonine kinase activity; ATP binding. Bases 1 to 3042 code for a protein of 1013 amino acids. Lineage: Eukaryota; Fungi; Ascomycota; Dipodascomycetes; Dipodascales; Trichomonascaceae.
AUGACCUCUGUGGGUUCUGCAAUGGCGCAACCUAUUGCAGGCAUAAAGGGUGAAGAUGCGAUUUCCAACCCGGCUAAUGGCAAAGUUGCUGAGCGAUCUUCCAUCGCCAGCUCCCACACUGCCCAACGGUUAUCUCCCUCCGGCUCUCUAGACCAGGCUCAAGUCCCCGAUGAUAGAGCUCAGCGCCGGUCUUUGGAUGAUUCACGCUCGAGCCUGAAACAAACAAGAUCACGCAGUAGUGCGCGCACAUCUGCUUCUAUGACGCUCCCCGACACUGUUCCGGCUGGUUGGACUAAAACCGGCCAGCGACGCAAGCAAGAACGAGACUCGCAAUCAACAAUCGAUCCCCCACUUUCUCCUACCGGACCCAAUACGGUAGAAGACCGUAAUACGGGCUCUUUGGUGUCGUCUCUUAGCUCUGUAUCUCUCCAAAGUGUCGGUGUCAGUAAGAGUGUCUUUGCUCUUCCACGUGGAACCAUUGAAAUGAACGAGAUCGGCGAGGUCGGUGAAACAAGUGCUCUCAGUAACGAGAGCGCCCCCAAUAGUGCGAAUACAACAAACACAUCUCAUUCUACUCCCGUGGUUGUUAGCGACAUGAGCCGCUUCGAGGACGCGGUGGAGGACACGAGUGGGGAGGCCAUCAGCGGUGAUAACAGUAGCAGCAGCAGCAGCAGUACGAGCAGCUCCAACGAUAAUGACAGUACAGGUGAUGGACCACGGCCUCCUACCACUGCUGUUAGUUUAACAUCACCCCGUCAAACCCCGAGACAGGCAAGUGCUGGAAGCGCUACCCAGCCUGAGGUGGCAACACCUCGAAGUGCGGCUGCUAUUUUGGCAGAGAAAACUGGUCUUCGUCGUGGGUCUUCAUCCUCCUCUUUGAACUCAGCCCCGUUAGCGCUUUCGUCUCCGCCGCCUCCCCUGCCGGCCACAACGGCUGCCCGACAAGUGGAAAUGCCCAAAUCGCCUCCCCCUGCGGCGCCGGUCGUCGCAUCAAUUGCCACUCCUAAAACUCCGCAUGUCUCAAGCCCUCGCCGGGCGACGACUCCUAGCAGCCUACGCAAUAAGUUAUCCAACUUUGUGAGCUCUUUCCGAACAGAGCGAAAAAGCGUUCGUGAGCGCAACAUCUCGGAACCCUAUAACCUCAAGCAUGUGACACAUGUUGGCUACGAUGCUGAUACCGACCAGUUUGUUGGUAUUCCUCCUGAAUGGCAAAAGCUGCUGAGUGACUCCGGGCUGACGUCGAAAGAUGUGCAAAAGAAUCCUCAAGGGAUCGUGGAUGUAAUGAAUUUCUAUGCCCGGGAACAGAUUGAUGGUGACAACCACUUCUUCUCCAAGUUUGGGUUCCGCAAGGAUACUAGCAAUUCAUCUAGAUCAAGCGGACUUGCAUCGCCUUUCAUGUCUCAAGAUGAGAUCUCUUCCCCUGAUAUGUCAAUUUCAAGUAACUCCGCGUCACUUUCAGGCAUGUUUGUGCCAUCCCGUGCAGCACCCAAACCUCCUUCAGGUGAUAAACCUAAACGCACACUUUCACUUCGACAGCAUGCAGCACCAGCCGCUCCCAAUCUAUCUACUGCCACACUAAGUCCACGAGUUCUUCCGAAGGGUCCCCCUCCACCCCGGCCACCUCCUGCUCCGCCGUUGGGGGUUCCAACUUUGACAUCCGACUAUAUCGAUAAAGUCUCAAAACAGUUCCCUGAUGGCAAAGUGGUGUCACAACGGUUGCGUACACCAAAAUUGCAUCAAGCUGGUGGUCGGUCGUCACCUACAUUGCCGAGCCGUAUGGUGCAUGCAAUUGCCAACUCACCUGGUGCUGUUGAUUCUUCAAGGACCGUCACCACCGCUGCACCAGCCCCUCCUGCUAUGUCGCCAGAGGGCCAUCACGUGCUUUCACCUCGACAUCGCCCCACGGGCUCCAACGGCUCGUCACCGGCUAUUUUGCAGGCAACUACGGCUACUGCCCCUGCUACCAAGCCUCUGGCAACUGUUAUUGUUGAAAGUAAGUCUGCUACGACUGCUACACCUAACCCCAGCACCGAGGUGCCUGAUAAGGAGAAAGAACUCCAGGCCCUGGAGCAGACGUUAGCUGCGCAACGUCGUGAUCCCAACGAGACGCCUGAAGCUGCACAAAAGCGACGGGAUGCUCGGCUUGCUCGAGAUCGGGAAGCGAUUUCUCGUCUUGAAUUGAUGUGCACACCAGCCAAUCCAACUAAGCUCUUCCGCAAUCUGCAUAAAAUUGGCCAGGGAGCGUCCGGCGGUGUCUAUACUGCUGAGAGUAUUUUGGAGCAUCGUCAGGUUGCGAUUAAACAGAUGAAGCUGGAAAAGCAGCCCAAAAAGGAUCUUAUUGUGAAUGAGAUUAUUGUCAUGCGCCAAAGCAAGCACCGCAAUAUUGUCAAUUUCAUUGACUCUUACAUUCAUCAGGGAGACCUUUGGGUGAUCAUGGAGUACAUGGAGGGUGGUUCAUUGACAGAUGUCGUGACGUACAACAUGAUGACGGAGGCGCAGAUUGGCGCGGUAUGCCGUGAAACCCUUGCUGGGUUGGCACACCUCCAUGCCAAUAACGUUAUUCACCGUGAUAUCAAAAGCGAUAACGUCCUCCUGUCCAUGGCCGGAAACAUCAAGCUGACAGACUUUGGCUACUGUGCACAACUGAAUGAAAUACAAAAUCGCCGUAACACCAUGGUAGGCACGCCGUACUGGAUGGCUCCAGAGGUCGUGACCCGCAAAGAGUACGGGCCAAAGAUCGAUGUUUGGUCGCUGGGGAUCAUGGUCAUUGAAAUGAUUGAGGGCGAGCCGCCGUACCUGAAUGAGCCGCCUAUCAAAGCCCUGUACAUGAUCAUCUCAAACGGCACGCCCAAGAUUAAAGAUCCGACCUGUCUUUCAGCUCAGUUCCGCGACUUUAUCGAUUGCGCCUUGCGAGUGGAUGUCGAUCAGCGCUGGUCCGCCGACGAAUUACUCAAGCACCCGUUCCUGCAGCACGCCGAUAACGUCUCAUCGCUGGCGCCCCUCGUUCGGGCUGCCCGCACCGCUAAAUCUACAGAGCAUUAA